AUCAAAAUGACAUAGUGGUAAACACAGUAAGUCGAGCCACAAAAAGUGUCCAUCAGAUGAACUCACAGCCAGCUGACGGGGGGGAAAAAAAGAACAUGAAUAAUAAAGUUGACUUCAUAUCCUCCAGACUUGAAGUCCAGCACCUGAACAUGUUCGUCUGAGCUGAGGGACUUCAUGUUUUUUUUCUUACACAAACUGUGUGUGUGUCUGGUGAAGUCUCAGAGUCUGCCACACAAGUCUGCUUGACUCGGGGACUCCCAGGCUACUGUAAGUUUCGCUCUGGAAUAAAGCCGACGGUAGCUUUCCCCAGAGAAGUAAUCGACUUUCCCUUCAGAGCUGGAGGCACAGCAUUGCAAAGACGGUAACACUGGACCAAGGCUAUGUCCUGAGGGGAGAGCAAGACUCUGCUUCAGUCAGCAGUUUGUGAAGCCUGCGCUCUGCUUGGGUCUUCCCGUUUUCGGGACAUACCUUAAGGACAUGCACUCGAUAGGCUGACAGCUUUUUUUGUUUUAAUGGCAAUGUGGAUGCUAACAGGCAUUUUGUGCUCCUUUUGGAAAACCAUUCAGUUGUGAGACUACUAACUCAAGGAAAGGCGCCGCCAUGGAGGGUCUUGCGCAGCUUGACAUGGUGGGCGAUAUCAGCCCGGCUCUUGAGGCCACAGAGGACUUUAUCCACUGCAUGGAUGGGAUACAAGGCCAAGGUCCGAGCCAGGCUCAAACAGGGACCCUCCAGCCCUCCAGGCAGCAGAAGCAGCUGCAUGAGGUGUCCAGUGCAGCGCUGGGGAAGCUGAGCUCCAGCGGUGUGUGGGGUCUGCUGGCUGGAGAGCAGCCAGAGGUAGGGCCCCUCGGUCUGGCCUGGGCUGACAACUUCAGCGUUUUGGGGCUGGGGAUGGGCCUCAGGCAUGGAAAGAGGAGCCGAGCGCGAUCCACCAACGACCUGGCAGCUCACUCCAAGGAGUGCACCAACAACGCCGCUAACUCCUCAACCAACUCAGCCUUCAAGAAAGGCCACAACCGGUCCAGGUCAGAUGUCCACUACCGGCCGUCUGCAUUCACAGACAACUGUCUGCCCACCGUGGACUGCAACACGCUGAAGAACAUGAUCCUCAACCACGGGGAUAAAAGCAGCAGCAGCAGCACUGUGGUGAAGCAUGGUGCGAUGGAGCAGCGUGAGGGUCCCCGGGGCCGUUGGACAGCCUGCCACGUCGAGCUGACACCCUGCGAGCUCCGGCUCUACACUCUGGACAGCAGCGCCAACCGCCAGCUGGGAACCGCCUACUCUCUGUCACACUGCCAGAGCGUCAUCUCGCCAGCUCCCUGCAGCCAGCCGGGCCAGAUCACCCAGCCCGCCGAUCAACGCACGCUGCAGGCUUUGUUCUUCAACAGCACGCGUCUCCAGCUGAGGGCGGCCAGCCAAUGGGAGGCGAUGGAGUGGAGGCGGUUGAUGUGGGAGAAGGUGCAGGCAGUCAGACCUGUGAGGCAGGAGAACCGCCAGCGUAAGAGCGGAUCAGAACACCAACAGGUUGUUAAGUUUCAUGCGCCCAUGUCCCCCUCUUCAUCGCCGUCUCCUUCAGGGCUCGACACCAGGCCUGAUGGAGACAGCGACACCCCCACCUCCGCAGAGGCGUCGCUCUCUCAGCAGUCUCUUCCUGGUGUCCUGAGCAGACCCACCACCCUUCCUUUGUUCACCCAGCGCUGCCAGGACGUCCUCAAAGCUGGUCUGCUCCACAAGCUGAUGGAUCAGAACAACUGGAGAGCCUUCACCUUCGUCCUGACUAGGUCUGCUCUCCGGGCCUUUGCCACAGAGGGCCGAGGGUCUGUGUCCCAGCCUUUGCUUCAGUACUCUCUGUCCUCCUGCUCGGCUGUGCAGCACGAUCAGGAGCCAGAGAACGGAGAGCAAUGGACGGAUAGAGGUGAUAGUUUCCAGGUAGUUUUCCCGAAAGAGGUGCUCCGGCUGCGGGCAGAUGAUCAGAUCAAGGCUCAAGAAUGGGUGGAGGCCCUGCAGGAGGCAGUCGGAGCGCAGAGGCCUGCCCGAGAAGAGGAAGGAGGACCGGGGGAAGGAGCUCCAGGCCUCCAGGGGGUGCUAUUGAGAUCGAAACCAUCCAGAGAGAGGAGACAGAGGGAUGCCCAGAGAGCCAAGAGGCAGUCAGUCACCACCAGUUUCCUCAGUAUUCUCACCUGUCUGGCUGUGGAGAAGGGGCUCACUGCUCAGAGCUUCAGAUGUGCAGGUUGUCAGCGUCCGGUUGGUCUCUCUAGAGGGAAGGCAAAGGUCUGCUGCUACAGCGGCUGGUACUACUGCCACAGCUGCCAUCAGGACAACUCCUUCCUCAUCCCAGCACGCCUACUCCGCAACUGGGACACCAGCAAGCACAAGGUGUCCAAACAAGCCAAGGAGUUCCUGGAGUUUGUGUACGAGGAGCCCCUGCUGGACGUGCAGCAGCUCAAUCCCUGUCUGUACGAGCACUGUGAGGCUCUCAGCACUGUGCUGCGUCUCCGUCAGCAGCUCCAGUCGCUGCGGGCCUACCUGUUCAGCUGCAGAGCGACUGUGGCUGAGGACCUCAGACGAAGGAUCUUUCCCAGGGAAUACCUGCUACAGCACAUCCACCUUUACUCCCUGGCUGACCUGCAGCAGGUGAUUGACGGGAAACUGGCUCCCUUCCUCGCCAAGGUGAUAAAGUUUGCCAGCUCUCAUGUUUUCAGCUGCAGUUUGUGUCGAGAGAAAGGGUUCAUCUGCGAGCUCUGCCAGAACGGACAGGUCAUCUACCCUUUCCAGGAGAACGCCACCAAGAGGUGUGACGGCUGCGGCGCCGUGUUCCACACCGAGUGUCGACUGAAAGCUCAGCCGUGUCCUCGCUGCGUCCGGCGAGAACUCCACCACAAAAGGCCGUCCUCCUUCUGGUCUCCGGACGACGACAGCCCCGGCUGCUUCCACCUGCCCUACCAAGACACCUGAGACACACACACACACACACACACACACACACACACACACACACACACACACACACACACACAGAAGUGCCUGUUUUGCUGAUUUGUGUGUGUCUCCGGAACAAAUUGAGGGAGCAGAGGGCGAGCACGGAGUAUCUAAUGGAUCUUCAGGUUUGUGUUUGAGUGGACUAAACAAAUUCCCCCCCCC
Labrus bergylta (ballan wrasse) is the source of this 3138-nucleotide messenger RNA. RefSeq names its product pleckstrin homology domain containing, family M, member 3 (gene plekhm3). The record is from RefSeq and is a predicted model, not a curated record. NCBI's taxonomy places the organism in Eukaryota, Metazoa, Chordata, Actinopteri, Labriformes, Labridae.